This is a messenger RNA of Mizuhopecten yessoensis (Yesso scallop), 3123 nucleotides long. RefSeq lists its product as uncharacterized. The record is from RefSeq and is a predicted model, not a curated record. The transcript is spliced from 9 exons. Bases 451 to 2904 code for a protein of 817 amino acids. NCBI's taxonomy places the organism in Eukaryota, Metazoa, Mollusca, Bivalvia, Pectinida, Pectinidae.
GUGUGUACCACAUGGUAUCUAGCAUCAUCGAUGAGCCUGCCCCCUAUCAUUAAUAGGUUUCCUGUGUAUUGUAUAUAUGCAUAGCUAAGUGUGUAAAGGUAAACAAAAAAAGAGUAUUGCCCUGGGGCCCUGACCGGACGAGUUGUCGCGUCAUUAACGGUCACUAUUGCCGUUUAAACCCUCUGUACAACAGAACUAGAACGUUCCAAAAACCGAACCAUUACCUAACGGGAUUAUGUUUGGAUUGUUACAUCCAUGGACAACUUCAAAGCUCCAUCACUUGAUUCACUACCAGAGACUGGAGGGGCUCGAUGUUGAUGGACACGUGCCGUGACAGAUAGAAUUCAAUACCACCAGUAUAUAUGGAGUAUCGAUGGCAGCAUGGCUAUAUGAACAUUGACCACUUUGUAAAAAUAUCCACUUUUAUUGGCGAACACAAGAUUACAAAGCAUGACAUCCAAUGGCGUUCCUGUCCUAGUAUCGAUGUUUAUUGUCACGUGUGUGACAUCGCAGGUAUUUGAUUGGCUAAAACAUGACAAGUUUGAUGACUUGGACGACAAGAUGGUAGCAGUUCACCAUGACAACUGUAGAGCCAAAGCGAAAUCCGACAUGUUGUUUCCUACCGAUACAGUUUCUCAAAUACCGAAAUUCAAUAACCUAAAACAUCGUAUAUUCUACAAAAACCGAACAAGCUUAGUCCAUCUACACAAUAUGGCAUUAAACAGGGCAUUCUUCUUCAGUUACAUUCUACAAAAGAUGAACACGUCUGAUUUCUUCUCCAUUCAACCCAACAUUCAUUAUCUCUACAUGUCUGUUACCGCUGACAUCAACGCAAACCCUUCCGGUAUAAACGGAAGUGGUGUAUACUUUGAUUACGACUGCUACUAUCCUAACUGGUUCACGGAACUCGACUUCAACGUGACGAUCCCAUUGUUUGCUCCCCGAGCUUGGCGCUGGGAUGAUACGAUGGACUCAGAUAACUACCUCCGAGAACCGACACGGAAAGUGGCAUUCGUUGACGACAUUGGCGCUGGAAACGGAAACAAUUACACGAGCGACUCCUUUAAGAUGAACCCAUGGUAUAAUAUGUGGCUUCCGGAUAACGAUCCUUUUUUGGAUUCCGCAAAUAAAUUCACUUACGGAACUGGAAUAAAGUAUUCAAAUAUGACAGGGAAAUUUACACACAAUGAAUAUGAGCUUUUUAAUUUCUUUGGUCCAAACUCGCCUGGACAAGAUAUGAAGGACGAUACUUUACUUCCGGUUCGGUUCACGCGCCCAUACUUCGACUGUAACAGGUCUAACAAAUGGGUCGUGAGUGCCGUGUCUCCUGUGGUAGAUUACAUGCCUAGAUAUCUCAACUGGACGCACAUGCGAAGACCACGGUUUGUAGGAGUAAUAGUGAUGGACAUUGAUUUCAAGGAGGUCGAUUUCAAUCCGUGCACAGUUGGUGUCGGUAACCCGGGGCCCAGCCACCUGGCAGGGAUAGCCAAGUGUAGAGACACCACUAGGUGUAAACACCGAUCAGGACUAGGAUUCCGGCGGGAUAGCUACACGUGUUCCUGUAGGUCGGGGUACUACCUGCCCCCGUCCUUCCGAAGGAACUACAAGGGACAUAGCAUAGAACAGGCGACGUACGACGAGUAUAUGUCCAGCUUCACGUGUCUUCCAACCAAAUAUCUACACGUGUUACCUAUUGUAGAACAGACUCGACGACCUGUAUCUAAAGACACUGCAAAUAGCAGUUCAUCACAGGGCUAUUCGAACGGAAAGAUGGUGAGGAGGCGUAAACGAUCUGCUGUCCAUUUACAAUUCAAACAAUCAUCAUAUGAUAAGAUGAUACGAAUAUUCCGACAUAUAAAGAUGGUCACCUCUGCCAACUGUAAGACUCUAUCGGAUAAUGCUCUCCAUCUUUCUGGAGAUGUAGCGUAUGGCGUAGAUACCCAGUUUGAAUUACAGGGCCGAACCGCCUUGCGUUUGGCACAUUUUCUCAGUAACUUUCACCAGAACACGGGUCCACAUGAACAAUUUGGAUGGAUAAGAGGUGGUGGGCGAUUACACCAGGAACAUCUCUUUGGAGAAGUGUUCGCAAACGUGAUGGCUGAUCAUAAAAUUCUUGCAUCUGCGGUUUAUUAUGAUCCCUAUAUGUUUGAAAAUACGGAUGGCUCAAAGAAGAAAUUUUUCGGGCCACUUGCUUUCCAAAAGAAAGGUGUGACUUACGCCAUCGACUCUGCUGGUUUACAAAGACUGUAUGUAGACGAGCAAUGGUACAGACGCGCCCGGGAACGCUGGAGUACAAACACGGGGUCGCUUAAAACCUACAAAAUGAGACCAAUGGUGAGGAGGGACAGAAAGGGAAGUAGUUCAGUUAAGUUUGAAUACUUUCCUAUUAUGUAUCGAGCGUCAGACUACGCGGACGGAAACUGGAUCGGACCAACGUUUAAAUGUGACGGGAACAUUGAUGCUUGGGUUAUCACAUAUGUUACGCCUUUCUUUAAAAUUGAACACUCGACCAAAAAACUCCAGUUUGCUGGAGUGGUGACUGUUGAUGUCCCGUUGACCCUCCUGGAUAUCAACCAAUGUCCACAGCCCUUCUACGUGGCCAACGCUUUCAAGAAUACAGCAAGAUGUCAAACCCGGUCUACAAAGUGUCGCCCUAUUGUUGGUUAUGGUAUGACCAGGGGGUCGUACCGCUGUGACUGUCGGGCUGGGUUUGAGUACCCAUUUAAGGACCAAAAGAGAUGGUUCGAGGGGCACAUGGUGGAUCGAGAGUAUGAGAAGAAACAACAAGGAAUAUAUAGUCGGUUUGACACCCUCGCUUGUCGGGUCUCCUGCGGAAGAUCUUUGAUUCCACAUCCACUAUCGCUCGUCGUGGCUUUAGUUGUCAUCAAACUUUUCUACAACUAGUCUGUACAGGAAAACAUUUUCAUAUUUACAAAGUCUGUAAAUGUUUCGUAUCGUAUAUAUACUGAUGUAUAGUUAUAUAUAUAUAAACUGCAGCUUACCGACCGUUACUUACGUUCAUCAUGUCCCGGUCAAUAGAGCCUUGCUCAUUUUUUUUACUGAUUUAUUUUAUUUAUGUUUUUUACUGCUUUUGUUUUAUUGGAAAAACUCUAAAUAAAUGUG